CGCCCAAGUCCCUUUGUUCUUCGCACCACCCUAUAGCAGAUAACUCCAAACGAUGCCAAUUCUUGUUUACCGGCUGCUACACAACGAUGAGCAACAUCGUUGUGCGUACGUCCCACUGCUCAUUCCCGUUUUCUAUGGCUUCUAGAUUGCUAUUCGCCCAUACCCACUUCGACUUUCCCUUUUACCAAUAACCGUGUCUCUUUAUUCUCUCUCUCUCUCUCUCUAUCUUUCGCUCUCAUCUCUGCGCAGUUUCUUUCUUGUACUGGGUCGUCCCCCCUCGAGCCUUGACUCUUGACCCAGAAGCCACCCUAAAGAUGGAAGCUUGCGAAGGGCGCUGCGGGACUGAUCGUGCCGAGUCUCCCGACCCAAGAAGCUCCUCUUCUUUUCGCAGAAGCUGAUCGAAGGAAUUUUGCUGACUUGGCUGCUGAGCAGGUACAGCUCACGGUGUUGUUUUUGGCUGCUGAAAGAAAAGGAAAGGAGGGAUUCUGCAGCAUAUCUUCCCUUCAAGAUGUGUGAUCUGUUUCAAGUCCAAAAGCUGUUGCAGGAUGAAUCAACCUGAUUUAAUUAUCAUUGGCGUCUCUGUUGGUCUUGCUCUUGGCAUUUUGAUAGCUUUGCUCGUAUUCUUCAGCGUGAGAUGGUACAAGAAACAUGCUCAUCUUCGACGAUGUGCGAAUGAGCGUAGUUUAACCACCCUUCCCAUACGCAUGAAUGGAUUAGGCACGAGCACCGACUUCAGUGCGUCAUUGUCAACCUCAAUAGCUAAUGGGGCAUCUGAUAACCACCGGAAGAAUUCUCCUUUUAACUGGCGGAGCCACCAGAACAAAGAAUGGCUUGCAUCUGCAUCAGGCAUACCCAGAUAUUCUUACAAGGACAUACAAAAAGCUACACAAAUCUUCACUACUGUCCUAGGACAAGGUUCCUUUGGUCCUGUAUAUAAAGCUGCGAUGGCAGCUGGGGAAAUCGUAGCUGUCAAAGUGCUUGCCUCUGAUUCAAAACAGGGUGAAAAGGAGUUUCAAACAGAGGUGUCUCUGCUUGGUAGAUUACAUCAUAGAAAUCUUGUAAAUUUGGUGGGCUAUUGCAUAGAUAAGGGGCAGCACAUGUUGAUUUAUGAGUUCAUGAGUAAUGGAAGUCUGGCAAAUCUUCUUUACAAUGAAAAGGAAAGGGUUUUGAAUUGGGAAGAAAGGCUUCAAAUUGCUCUUGACAUAUCGCAUGGAAUUGAAUACCUUCAUGAAGGGGCAGUCCCACCUGUCAUACAUCGUGACCUAAAAUCUGCAAACAUAUUGCUAGACCGAACCAUGAGAGCGAAGGUGGCUGAUUUUGGUCUAUCUAAGGAAGAGGUAUUUGAUGGACGAAAUUCUGGCCUGAAAGGUACAUACGGCUACAUUGACCCAACAUACAUAUCCACGAACCAAUUCACUAUGAAGAGUGACAUAUACAGCUUUGGUGUUAUCAUCUUCGAACUCAUUACAGCAAUUCACCCCCACCAAAACUUGAUGGAAUAUGUCAAUCUCGCUUCGAUGAGUGCAGAUGGUGUUGAUGAAAUACUCGAUAAGCGACUAGUUGGGGAAUGCAAUCCCGACGAAGUGCGACAACUAGCUAACAUUGGUCACAGAUGUCUGCACAAAUUACCGAGGAAACGGCCUUCAAUAGGGGAAGUUUCGCAGGCUAUAUUGAAGAUAAAGCAGAGGCGCCUUAUUAAAAAUGAUGAAGCGUCUUUUGCAAGAUCUGAUAUUUCGAGAGCUGUAAGCUUAAUAGAGGACCAGCAGGUGGAGCUGAGUAAUAUGGCCAGCAUGAAGGAGAGAGAGUGAACUAUAGCUUGUUUUUCUCCCCUCCUGGUUCAUCACUUCUUUUCUUCCUUCCUUCCUUUGUUUUUCCUUUUCUUCUCUGUUUUUUUUGCCCCUUCAAUUUUGGGGUUUCUCCUAGCAUCCUCAUCUGGUCUUAUUUUCAGCGAGCUUCGCCAUAGUGUAGAGAACGAAGGAUGUCGGUAGGUAGAUGCGGAUGAGCCUUUUUACUAGAUGCAGUUAUCAAAACGAGCGGUGUAGAUGAAAACCCGUGAUGUUCAAGUGAGCUCAACAGUCUAGUUCUUGCAAGGGAUACUACUUUUGCUGAGUCCCGUGGUGGCAGGGCUCAAGAAACGGUUCCUCUUCUCCUUCUGUGCACGUCUAGUUCCUUGUCUGAGAUCAAAGUUUUGCCCC
This is a messenger RNA of Rhodamnia argentea, 2195 nucleotides long. RefSeq names its product calcium/calmodulin-regulated receptor-like kinase 2. The record is from RefSeq and is a predicted model, not a curated record. The transcript is spliced from 8 exons. Bases 546 to 1808 code for a protein of 420 amino acids. Gene Ontology annotation, biological process: protein phosphorylation. Lineage: Eukaryota; Viridiplantae; Streptophyta; Magnoliopsida; Myrtales; Myrtaceae. Gene Ontology annotation, molecular function: protein kinase activity; ATP binding.